Toxoplasma gondii ME49 is the source of this 913-nucleotide messenger RNA. RefSeq lists its product as hypothetical. Bases 1 to 555 code for a protein of 184 amino acids. The record is from RefSeq and is a predicted model, not a curated record. Lineage: Eukaryota; Apicomplexa; Conoidasida; Eucoccidiorida; Sarcocystidae. The transcript has 9 exons.
AUGGAAGGUAUUCAACAAUUGUUCAUCGUGAAAGAGUAUAAUCAAGCAAACUAUCAGGCAUCAACUACUUCUUUCACCAGAAUAAUGCUUCGUGUGGCGUGGAUAAGGAUGGUCAGGAGGAGCGGUAAACCGUACCGUUUCAGCGGAAGUGAUAGUCCGUCUGCAGACGACAGAACCCGGCGAUCGUGCGGCGGGAUAGGCGGCCUGCGUCUGGAAAUUAACUAUCCCCACCCCGGGGGAGCUGGAGCCGAUGCAGCUUUUUCCGAGGCAGCCGAACGUGCGGCAGAGGAGCAGGCUGUUGCUGGACCAAUCCCCGUUAUGGUUGUUAAGCCCUCGUCCGUGGCCGACGUGGAAAACGCUAUGACACAAGUUAUGGAGCAAGAGGCAGCCAUGACUGGGCAGCAGGAGGCCGAGGUGGCUGCCCCAGCGCCUUAUAAGGUGAAGUCUCCAGAACAGGAGAUGGACGAAUCAAUCGCCGCCAUUGACAAGCUCGAAGCCGAGAAAACACACUAUAAGUACGAUAUGGAGAAUGUACAGAGGAACUAUGCUGCUUAGAGGGAUUUGCCCGAUUGACGUGAAAGCCGACAUCUUGGUGCCUGCAAUCUGAUACGGGCGUGUGAAUAUAAGAAUUAGUUACACCAGGCUGCUUGGGACACUGCAUCCGGCAUCAUGGCGUGGGUGACCCGCAUGAGCUUACUUACCAUUGCCAUUGGUCUUUUGUGAAAGAGUAGACUACGAGAAGUAUCAGAGGUGAAGCUGUUACAUAUCUGAAGUUUUUUUCCGGCGCCGGCUUGACAAAGGCGGCUGACGCAGCCUCUCAUGUCCAUCAAAGCCUCGAGUACAUGCCAAUGUGUAUAAGCCACUGACAUAGCGGAACACAUGCGUUACUAUGGAUAGAACAGCUCACUGUUUU